CUGCGCGUGCGCGGGGCGGGCGCAGCGCCGGCUCCGGGAGCGCGGGGGGGGCGAAGCGGCGGCACCGGCACCGACACCGGCACCGACACCUCACCGGGGCUCGCAGCCUUCGCCGGGGAGGAGGAGGAGGACGAGCGGAAGAAGCAGGCGGAGGCGGAGAGCAGCGGGUGGCGGUCGCGGGUGCCGCCGCGGGGAGCGGAGCGAGCGCGGGGCGGCGGCGGCGGCUCCUCCAUCAUGUCGUCGGGCGGGGACUUCGGGAACCCGCUGCGGAAAUUCAAGCUGGUGUUCCUGGGCGAGCAGAGCGUGGGGAAGACUUCCUUGAUCACCAGGUUCAUGUAUGACAGCUUUGACAACACCUACCAGGCAACAAUUGGCAUUGACUUCUUAUCGAAAACCAUGUACUUGGAGGAUCGAACAGUACGGUUGCAAUUAUGGGACACAGCAGGUCAAGAGCGGUUCAGGAGCUUGAUUCCUAGCUACAUUCGUGACUCCACUGUUGCAGUUGUUGUUUAUGAUAUCACAAAUGUAAACUCCUUCCAGCAAACCACAAAGUGGAUCGAUGACGUCAGGACGGAACGGGGCAGCGAUGUCAUCAUCAUGCUGGUGGGAAAUAAAACAGAUCUAGCAGACAAGAGACAAGUGUCCAUUGAGGAAGGAGAAAGGAAAGCCAAAGAGUUGAAUGUAAUGUUCAUUGAAACUAGUGCAAAAGCAGGAUACAAUGUAAAACAGCUUUUCCGACGUGUGGCAGCUGCCUUGCCCGGGAUGGAAAGCACACAAGACAAAAGUAGAGAAGACAUGAUUGACAUAAAACUGGAAAAGCCUCAAGAGCAGCCUGUCAGUGAAGGAGGCUGCUCCUGCUAAUACCAUGUGGCUUCCACCUUUCUCCAGAACAUCACUGCUUUCCCUCCCUGUCCUCUUCAUUGACUGCAGUGUGAAUAUUGGCUUGAACCUUCCCCUUUCCGUAAUAACGUAUCGCAGUUCAUCAUCGCUGGCUGUCUCGUGGAGAUGAUCUUUAGCUUCACAAGCACACCCCACACACACACACACACCAACAAAAUGUCAGUGUCUUCAUUAUUUAUAAGAAAAGAAAAAAAAAAAGCCAAAAUAUUCCACCGUAUUCUAGGUAUAACUUUAAAAAAAAACAAAAGCGAAAAAAAAAAGAGAAAAUCCAAACAAAAAAAAAAUAGGUACAAUUUCUUAAUAUUUGUUCCUUUUUUAAUAUGUUAUGAUAUUGCACUUUGAAAUGAUGGCAACUGAGUAAGUUUGGAAUUGGACCUAGACGAGAUGUAUGUGCAGAAGAAGGCUUGCAAAUCUGACCCAUUGGAAUUUCUCUCAGAAACUGGGAAUGCGUAGACAGCAAGGCGGAAUCACGGGGGGAGGCGGCAGAUGCCGAGGGGUUGAGGGCUUAUCCUUGAUAAUUAAACACAAAUUAACCCCAAGCUCUUAAUUGCGAGCCUGCCUGGUGUCCAGAGCCAGCCUGGCCUUAGCAGGGGUGGGACACCCCGGCUGCUGGAGCUGGGAAUUGUCGCCGAGGCAGCGGGGACACGAUUCCAAGGAAGCAUUACUGGGAAAUACGGACGGGCUCUUUGGGAUGAGUGGCUUCUGGAGGAUUUGGGGGGGAAGGAAAGGGUGGAUGUGCAUUAGCAAAACACUUGCAGGAAACAGGGAAAUAAUGUUUGGAGUGCAAAAUGAGUUUUCAGAGCUUUUUUUUUUGUCCUUUCUAAGUAGAACACCAAUGAAGUGAAUUAUUACUGCCCAAGAGAUGGGAACUUAACAGUUCAGCUGUUUGGAAGAGAAAGCAUUUUGCUUCUUUGCUUUUUUUAGGGGAAAUACUGAAAUCAGGACUGGCGCUAAAACCUGCCAAAGCCGAUUGAAACCUUGGAAAUUUGGGAGAAAGAGGGAAGAGCAGCUGGCUGCCCCAGCAGAGGGGGAAUGGCCCCGCUUUUCCAGAGCGUGGGCAUAGGUCGGUGGGGAAGGGUGUUUACUUUGAUCCUACAGAAUCCUAGUUGAGGCAUCUUAGAUGGAAGGGGAGGGACUUGAGUAGGAUGGAAACCAACUUCUGAUUAUGCAGAUUUAUGCCUUUAUUUUUUAGCUCUUUUUUUUUUAUUUUAUUAUGUUCAGUCUUCCAAGUUGGUUUAGUUUGGUUCUCUAGAGCUGUAUAGUUUGGUUAAAUAAUUAGUAAUUUAGUUUUCUAUGGAAUUAGGCUCACAAUUAACCCUUGUUUUUCUUUGAUAUUUAUUUCUUGGCUUCAAUUUUUUUUUUUUUACUCUUCUCAGUGCUGAUUUUGUUGUUUUCCUUUGGCUGAGGAAUCUGUGUAGAGCUUUGCUGAUGUUGCGAGAUGUAGCUACCCGAGAAACACGGAAUGAAACACACUAGAAGUGCACCCUUUUAAUCUUUACUAGUCAUUGUGAAGUUGCUGUGUAAGUUAAUAAACACAAUUGUAAAUACAUUGUUUGCUGGGCGACUCUGGCCGAGUUACAGUGCAGGAAGGAAUUCUCGAGUCUGUGUUGCGAUUGCGAAUUACAUGGACAAUUGCAAGGGAAUAUUCAGGCUCCUCCUUGGUUCUCUUCUGCCCCUCUCUCUACCAUCUAAAAUAACCACCUGGGGGAGAGGAAGGGAAUCGUCCUCACCACCACUUUCCCCAGGAGGCGGGCAUAAAAGAGUUGGAAUUCUUCAUUCCUGAGGUGAAGGCCAGGCUCAUGCCCUGCCCUGGGUUUCUAGCAACUCUGCACAACAAUAACUUAAAGGCAGAACGAGAUGUAAAAGUGCUUUUCUAAUGCAAUAUUAAAGGCGAAUUUUUUUGACGUGGCAUGUCUUGAAAUAAACAUCAAUGAUAUGUGA
Passer montanus (Eurasian tree sparrow) is the source of this 2841-nucleotide messenger RNA. It is a transcript of the gene RAB6A, whose product is annotated as RAB6A, member RAS oncogene family. The coding region runs from base 235 to 861 and encodes 208 amino acids. Gene Ontology annotation, molecular function: GTP binding; GTPase activity. The transcript has 8 exons. Lineage: Eukaryota; Metazoa; Chordata; Aves; Passeriformes; Passeridae. The record is from RefSeq and is a predicted model, not a curated record.